ACUUUCCGCUAUGGCUCCAUCGCGCAAGAACAAAGUAGUGAAGGAAGAGGUGCAGGUUUCGCUUGGACCACAGAUCCGCGACGGUGAGAUCGUGUUCGGCGUGGCACACAUCUACGCGAGCUUCAACGAUACCUUCGUGCAUGUGACGGAUCUGUCCGGCAAGGAAACCAUCUCCCGGGUUACCGGUGGCAUGAAGGUAAAGGCGGACCGUGACGAAGCUUCACCGUACGCCGCUAUGUUGGCUGCCCAGGAUGUGGCCGAAAAAUGCAAAUCGCUCGGCAUUACGGCGCUGCACAUUAAGCUCCGUGCAACCGGUGGCAAUCGUACGAAGACACCCGGACCGGGUGCUCAGUCGGCCCUGCGUGCCCUGGCCCGUUCGUCGAUGAAGAUCGGUCGUAUUGAGGAUGUGACACCGAUUCCGUCGGAUUCUACCCGCCGCAAGGGUGGUCGUCGUGGUCGCCGUUUGUAAGCAGACGUAUCCCGGGUGCAUGGUGUG
Messenger RNA from Anopheles maculipalpis, 496 nucleotides. Its product is annotated as 40S ribosomal protein S14a. Gene Ontology annotation, biological process: ribosomal small subunit assembly; translation; maturation of SSU-rRNA from tricistronic rRNA transcript (SSU-rRNA, 5.8S rRNA, LSU-rRNA). The transcript has a single exon. The coding region runs from base 11 to 469 and encodes 152 amino acids. NCBI's taxonomy places the organism in Eukaryota, Metazoa, Arthropoda, Insecta, Diptera, Culicidae. The record is from RefSeq and is a predicted model, not a curated record. Gene Ontology annotation, molecular function: mRNA 5'-UTR binding; structural constituent of ribosome; small ribosomal subunit rRNA binding. Gene Ontology annotation, cellular component: cytosolic small ribosomal subunit; ribosome.